GCUAUCUCACUCAUUAGUUACAUAUUUCCCAAAAUUGUUCAAAGUACUACUGCACUUACCAAUACAGCUGAACAGUACUGAACUUAGCUUAACAAAAUCAAUGUGAUUCAUCUCUAACUUACAGCAUUUAGCUGUACUUUCUUCUUCAUUUUAAGAGAUCCAGAAAAAAAAUUUACCCCCCCAAAAAAAAAAUAGAGAAAAAAUUCACCGUUUGCUUAAAUCUUUGUACACUUUUUGAGUUUUUAUAGCCAUGGGAAAUUCCCUUUUAUUUUUCACUUUCAUAGCCCUUUUUAUUGCUUAUUUUCAAUUUCAGGUCCAUGCUGUUGCUCCUGCUGGGCCAUUGAUUAAGCACUUAAAUUCUAUACUCAAAUGGUCCAAGUCUUCUAUUAAAAGUCCUCAAUCAGAUGGGAAUUUUCUUCAAUUUGAAGAAGGUUACUUAGUUGAAACUGUUGUGGAAGGAAAUGAACUUGGUGUUGUGCCAUAUAAGAUUCGUGUUUCACAGGACGGUGAAUUGUUUGCUGUUGAUGCUAUUAAUAGCAAAAUCGUUCGAAUUACUCCCCCGUUGUCUCAAUAUAGUAGAGCAAGAUUGGUUGCUGGUUCGUUUCAAGGUCACACUGGCCAUGUGGACGGGAAGCCAAUUGAUGCUCGUUUUAAAAAUCCAAAAGGAGCUACCAUGGAUGACAAAGGAAACAUUUAUGUUGCCGAUACAGCAAAUCUGGCUAUUAGGAAGAUUGGAGAAGCAGGUGUGACAACAAUUGCUGGAGGAAAGUCUAAUGUUCCAGGAUACAGGGAUGGGCCAAGUGAGGAUGCACAAUUCUCAAGCGACUUUGAUGUAAUAUACGUUCGGCCAACUUGUUCAUUACUCGUUGUUGAUCGAGGAAAUGCUGCUCUUAGGCAAAUUUCUCUCAGCCAGGAGGAUUGUGACUAUCAGUACAGCUCAGUGUCAACUAUAGAUGUUGUCAUGGUUAUUGGUGCUAUUGUAAUAGGGUACGCUGCGUGCAUACUCCAACAGGGAUUUGGCUCCAAGACGUUGCAGCCAGUACAUGUGGAAGUGGAGCAACAGGAACCUUCUUUAAUCAAGGAGACGCCCGCCCCUGCUGUUGAAACUGUCAAAGAAGAACAGGAAGCAGGAUGGCCAUCAUUUGGACAGCUACUCUGGGAUUUGUCCAAGCUUGCAAUAGAGGGUCUUGGUUCCCUUUUUGGCUAUAUCGUUCCAUUGCGGUUUAGACACAAGAGCUUUAUUAGACCUGGACUAACUCCAUUGAAAGAUUCAUUAAUCAUGCCUCAAGAUGAAGUUGAACCCCCGUUAGUCCAAAAGCAGAGGGCUCCACCGCCUGCUUCUGAGACCAGACAGGUCCCCGCUGUUGGUGAUAAAUUUCCCGAGGGCAAGCCCAUGAAGAUUAGGUCUAGUAGUUCAAAAGACCCUACCUUGUCGACCAAGCACAGGUCUUCCAGACGACAUGAGUAUACAGAAUACUACGGGACCUCAGGUGAGGUUCCUCCAUAUACGCAAGUUAGGUCUAAAAGCCAGAAGGAAAGAACUAAGUAUCGGCGACAAGACAAUGUUGGAGCAGGAGUGGAGGCAAAACCUGCUGAAACGAAAGCAGUAAACUAUCAGGACCCAAAGUAUGCCCAUUACAACAUGAGGAACAAGUACGGAGACCCUUUCCCCCGUUAUCCAUGACUAUUGGUCACUAACGAUUAAGUUUUGUAAGUGGAGGGACAAACCUUUUUGUCAUGUAAGUUGUAACUCUAAUAUUAAUGGAAGCAACUCAAGUCAUAUGUGCUGUUAGUAUGAA
Molecule: messenger RNA, 1799 nt
Organism: Lycium ferocissimum
Lineage: Eukaryota; Viridiplantae; Streptophyta; Magnoliopsida; Solanales; Solanaceae
Exons: 7
Coding region: 251-1684 (477 amino acids)
Source: RefSeq, a predicted model, not a curated record